UUCAGAUUCUCUUGAUUUAUUCUGAAACUGUGAGUUGGCAGCAGGGGCAGCACCAUCCCUCUACCUCGUAUGGUUUGGGAUUACCUGUUGCAAACCAGGAAGCAAGGAUAUUCACAACAGUGAUAGAAAAUGAAUUGAUAAAUUAAACUGUAGAAUUUAUUAUUAAAUUUUUUAGUUUUUUUCUUGCAGAUUGAACUGCCAGAGUGUGACCAGGUUAAACUUCUUUUUUAUUGGUUUAGGAAUGUUGCCAAGCAGGAUUUUUCUCUUGUUCCAUAUAAACAUGUUAGAUAGAUUGCCUUUUGGGCUAAAACCAAGUCCAGCAAUGUUACUUCUUGUGCUAUGCAAAAUUUUGAUUUUGGAUAUUACAGAUGACGCCCAAGAAAUUAGGGAUCUCAAGAGAUGUAUAUAUGAUCUCUGCUACAUGGAUAAUUGUGCCUGUACAACAAAUAGUACUUAUACUUUACAUUGGGCAUUUAAUCAGUUGAAGGACAUAUUUGAGCCAUAUAAGUUUUCAUUGCAACAAUUUGUCACAAAUGAGAUGAAACUCCAAAGUAUAAUUGAUGAACAUGCCAAAGAAUCUACACCUACUAAAGUUAAACUGUUUGGUCUUAUUUGGGACAGGACUGAGGAGGAUACUCUUGCUACCCAAAGUCUGAAUCUAGAUAAAAUGGCUUCUAGUAAAAGGGAAAUCUUGCGGUCCAUUGCUUCAAAUUAUGAUAUUCUUAAUUUCAAUAUGCCACUCUUGAAUAGAGCUAGGCUAUUUAUGCAGAAACUGCAGUAUAUGAAGGAUUUAGAAUGGGACACUAGGUUACCUGAAGAGAAAUUACAGGAAUGGAGAAAUAUUGCUACUCAGGUUAACUCUGCUCCGGAAGUUGCAGUAAAGCGAUAUGUGGGCAGGAGAGAUGGUAGUUAUAAACUUGUCGCAUUUACUGAUAGUUCACGUGUGAUAUAUGUGACAGUUAUAUACAUACUGAAUGAGACUACUAAUGAGCUUAGAUUCUUGUUGUCAAAGAAUAGAUUGAUCAAUAAGCAACUGUCUACAAAAUCUAUUCCUUGCUUGGAAUUUCAAGCCAUAGCCUUCGGCACGGAAGUCCUUAUUGACACCUUCAAAGAACUUGCUGGGCCUAUUUGUGUGCAACCCAUUAAUAUUACUGGUUUGGAACUCUACACAGACAGCUUGGUCUGUCUUAAUUGGCUGAAUUCCCAUGUUAAUAAGAUUGAUGCAUUUGUAAUAAAUAGACUACAUAAUAUCUGCCAGUUGUGUGAAGUGCAUCCCAUUGCUUUUAAUUUCUGUGGAGGGUCUGUAAACCCAGCUAAUAGUGCUAGUCGUCCUACUUCUUACCAAAUGCUGAUGAAAUCUUCAUUUCUGACUGGUCCACCACAUCUCUGUAAAGAUGUGAAAGGAGAUUGCUUUAAUGUAGUUAUCCCAAACCCUUUGAUAUCAGGGUCUAAGAUGAACAGGAAUGAUGAUUCCAGUGAACUUUGUUGCAACUGCAGUGCAUGGUAGCGAAAGGGCUGUUCACAUUUUCCCUAUGGAUCUGUUUUCGGAUUUUCAUAAACUUGUAGCAGUGCAACAUAUGGUUCUUAAAUUUGUUAAUAAAUGUAAGAUUAAAUUGAGAGAUAGAGAUCCAGCUAAGUAUUCACAUUUAAUCUGUUUUGAGGAGGACGAGCUUUUUGCUAAGGCGAAUUCUAUCUUGAUCUCUCAAGAUCAAAGAGUCCAUUUCCCAGAAGUGUUUGAUUACUUUUCUUCUAAGAAUCCCGCUAGUAAAGACAUGCCAAAUAUUGUAGGCCAGCUCAACAUAUUUCUUGACAAAGAUAAUGUUCUCAGAGUUAAGAGCAAGUGUUCACGCUGGAAAGAUAUGAACAAGUAUGAUUUUGUUCCCAUUCUCUUGUCGAAAUCAAGUUUGCUUACCAAAUGUAUCAUUCUUGAUACACACAGGAAAACUUCCCAUGCAGGGUUGUAUACUUUGCUAUCAGAAUUAAGGAAACAAUUUUAUAUACCACAUUACUUCUCUACAGUAAAGAAAAUUCUUAAGCAAUGCAUAAAUUAUAGGAGGUUUAAUCUGAAAACCAUCAAGUUAAAUCAGUCACCAUAUAGGGAUUUCCGGUUAGAACCCCCAAAUAUUCCAUAUAGAUAUAGUUUUAUGGAUCAUUUGGGACCAUACUGGAUUAUUUGGAAUGGCAAGAAGAUUAAGGUUUGGUUGCUUUGCAUUGCGUGCCUUUGGAGCCGUGCAAUAAAUUUAAAGGUUUGUUUAGAUCUUUCAAUGCCUACGUUUCUGAGAGCAUUCCAAAUGCACAUUCAUGAGUUUGGCAUGCCUGAGAAGUGUGUUUCUGACAAAGGCACUCAAAUAGUAAGUGGCACAAAUAUCAUUAAGGAUGUUCUCAGGGAUCCUAAUACUAGACAAUAUCUGCAAGAGAAUAAUAUCAAAGCUCUGGAAUUUCAACAGUAUUACAAGGGUUGUAAACAACUGGGUUCAUUAGUUGAGAGUUGUGUUAAACUUGUAAAAAGGCUGAUUUAUGGUGCAAUAAAAAAUUCAAUAUUGAGUUUUGUAGAUUUUGAAUUUUUAAUUAGUGAAGUUGUGCACCUUGUCAACAGAAGGCCAGUGGCUUUUAAAGAAGCUCUCAGAGACUGCAACCUGAAUGAAGAUAUACCUGCCCCAAUUACACCAGAAAUAUUGCUUAAGGGUUAUGAACUUGUAUCUUUAAAUAUAAUCCCUAACUUACAACCUAUACCUAUGGAUGAUCCCUCCUGGAAUCCUAAUUCUACAGAACAAAUUAGGGAGAAUUAUAGCAAGCUUCGCAAAGCUCGCUUAAAAUUAAUAGAAUUAUAUAAUUCAGAAUUUGUUGCUUAACUUAUUAAUCAAGCAAUAGAUGAAAAAUCAAGAUAUAUGCCUAUUGGCCACAAACCAUUGCAAGUAGGAGAUAUUGUAUUGAUAAAAGAAGCCAUGCAGAAGCCUGCAAAUUACCCCAUAGGGAAGGUCUUGAAAGUGCAGGUAAAUGACUUGCAAGAAGUUACAGGGGCAACAGUAAUGAAAGGAAAUAGAUCCCGUGUGGAUAUGCAUGUUGAGAGCCUUAUUCCUUUGAUGAGCAUCAGGGAAUAUGAGCAAAAUAGGACAUUGCAAGAAAACACAGCUGAAGCACAAAAACCAGAGGCAGAUGCUGUUAGGCCUCAGCGAAAAGCUGCCAUUAGGACAAAUGAGAGAAACUUUAAACUGGCUAAAGAUGGUUUGAUUUGAUUUUUGCUUGUAUAAAUACAUUUGUAUAUGGUUUGUUUUGAAUUUAGUUUUAUUGAAAAUUACUAAUGAAAUAAGCAUUAGUAACUUGUUACCAUUCAAUUGUUGUUGCUACAAAAUUGAAUAGCCUUUCUUGGGAGUGUUUGGAAAGUUAUGUUUAUCCUUAGUUUUUCCUUCUUAUUAAUUGAAGAGAUUUUCAUUAUCUUGCGUAAUAAUAUUAGUUAGUCUUGUAUUCUUCAUGUAGUUUGCUUUUAUUGCUUCCUUAUGCUCUAAAAUAAGCAUUGAUUAUUAAAGUUAUAUCUUGCUCUUUGGGUGUCCUUGUUCUUCUAUUGUAAUUGCUUGGUAAAUAUAUGCAUUUCCGUCAUCAUUUAAAUAAAUGUUUGGUAAAUUGAUUUUCUUUUAACUUAACUAUACCAAGCAUCAAGCAAACAGCAACGAAGGUAGUUAAUUACGUUAACCCUGUAACUAAUUACUGCCUAGUUUGGUUAUCUUCCAGCUUCGACCCCAUUCCCAAAAUACCUUGGAGCAGCAGUAGCUCGGAAGGAGAGGGACACUGAAGACGUGACCACUACCUAGCACAGCGCGACUUUGAGCUCGUUAUUACGAUCAUACCAAUCUUUCGUCCAGUGCAUUAUAAAGGAACUAUGAAGAGCUAAAAUGUAUUUGUGACCUGGCCCAUGUACCGAGGGUGGGGAGGAGAAUAAUGCUGCCUAUUAUUCACCUUAGGCCACCACCAUUUUCCACGAAGAACAACUUGCCGACCGAUGUCAUCUAGUUGCCAAUACAACUAUUCGGAUUAAUUUGGGCCUAGAAAGGAUAGCUGAAAAUUUGAAGAUUCUCUUGAUUUAUUCUGAAACUGUGAGUUGGCAGCAGGGGCAGCACCAUCCCUCUACCUCGUAUGGUUUGGGAUUACCUGUUGCAAACCAGGAAGCAAGGAUAUUCAC
Messenger RNA from Macrobrachium nipponense, 4177 nucleotides. RefSeq lists its product as uncharacterized. NCBI's taxonomy places the organism in Eukaryota, Metazoa, Arthropoda, Malacostraca, Decapoda, Palaemonidae. The record is from RefSeq and is a predicted model, not a curated record. The coding region runs from base 242 to 1507 and encodes 421 amino acids. The transcript is spliced from 2 exons.